This is a messenger RNA of Symbiodinium natans, 1173 nucleotides long. NCBI's taxonomy places the organism in Eukaryota, Dinophyceae, Suessiales, Symbiodiniaceae. The record is from the annotation of a GenBank genome assembly.
AUGGGCCCUUCACUACCGGCACUAGAGGAGCUGUGGGACUCGAUUGGCGAAGUCUUACGGGUGUCUCCGAGCCAGAAGAUCUGGAGCUUUUCAACGCCUGACGAUCAAGUAGCACGCCAAGAGCUCCUACAGCUGGCGCAGUUGGGGCGGAUUCUGGAAGAGCUACCCAUCAUCCUCCGCGACUGCGGACUGCAAGGCAACGCCCAGAAGAUGUUUCUGCAGUCGGUCACCGUUUUCCAGUCACCGCCAGAGAAGAUCUUGAACGCCGCAGCUUCUUCCCUUCUCGUGCUGGAGCAGCAUUGGUCGGCAAGCGCGUGGCAGGAAGCAGGGUCCAAGCUGGGCCUGCUGAUGCAGGAUAUGCUUCUGGACACGUUUCCAGAAACUGUGCAUUUUGAUGGCAGGUUGCGGACGCUGAAGACACAGGGGCCCGGCCAAGGAGCAACCACUCACGUGGUAUUCCUCUGUCUAUGCGCCGGCUUGGCAGUGCCAGUCACAGGCUUGGCAGCUGCCAGGGGCUGGAAUGUGCCCCGCAUUGUUCGUGCAAUGUUUGAGAUCCGACAGGUUCGCUGUGACACCUGCGAAGAGGGUCGCAGAGGACAAGCGGUGGAGGAGAUUCAGAUCGAGGUCAACCGUAUCAGAAGAUUGGAAAUGAGUGGUCUGCUGGAGGAGGAGGAGACUGUCGAGGACUUUCAUGAGUCCUUUGCUGCAAAGGGAACGGAUGACAUCAGACAUGCAGUGACAUGCAGCGAGUUGCAGAAAGUUGAGGCAGCGGAGGAAACAAUUCAUCGCACAGACUUGAUUGCCCAAGGUUUCCAGGACCGCGAGCUGCGCUACAGGGGCAACAUUGCAGCUGCCCGUGACCAAUUGCUGGACUACGCGCAGGAGUACAGCAAGUUACAAGCCGCUUUACGAAGAUCAACGGAAGACCUCUCCCUCUUGCGAGAUGACAUGGAGGUUGUGCGAGAUGACUUUGCCAGAUUCCAGCGCAACAGCGAGGAGGAGGAAGAUCGUGACCGGGGGGCCCUGGCCCUCCUGAGCGGCGAGCGCAAGGAGCUCGAAAGGAAGCUGUCGGAAUUGAAAGACCGAGGCCGUCAUCUCGACUUCGAGAGCAACAUGCUACGAAGUCGAGCUGAGCAGGUCAGGGAGAGAGUCGCCAAUGAAGUUGCUGCGUGA